Carica papaya (papaya) is the source of this 2968-nucleotide messenger RNA. RefSeq lists its product as uncharacterized. NCBI's taxonomy places the organism in Eukaryota, Viridiplantae, Streptophyta, Magnoliopsida, Brassicales, Caricaceae. The record is from RefSeq and is a predicted model, not a curated record.
UGGUUCAGAGAAGUCCAUCUGGGCACAGAAUUAAUCAUCCGGCAGAAAAGAGAAAUGAAAGAAGCAGAAGAAGAGCGGGGGAAUGCACUUGAAAAUGAAGAUGUGAACAAUGGUGGCCAAGGUGAUGCCUCUUCAAUUCAGACCACUUCCCAUGUAACGGAUGAUGAGAUCAAUAUUGGCACAGAAACGGGUUCAGAAAUUGUGAAUUUGGCGUAUGCCAUCCAUCCGGAGAGAAGAUGAGAAAGACGUUGAAGAAGAUGAAGGGGAACUCCUUGGAAAACAAUAACAUGAACCAUGGUGCUGAAGGAGGUGCUUCCUCAAUUAAGAUUAAUUCCCUUGUAACAGAGAAUACUGGCCUAAGUUUUGACCUAGAAAAGAUGCAUUUGGACUCGGAACCAAGCCAUCUGCAAGAAGAGAGGAAAAGAAAGAAGGUAAAGAAGAGGAAGGGGAAUGCCCUGGGAAAUAAUAAGAUAAAUCAUGUUACUGAAAAAGAUACUUCUCUAACUGAUAGUACAUCCCUUGUAAAAGAGGAUUGGAUUGAUAUUGGCUCAGAAUUAAGCAAUCCAACUGAAGAGAGGACUGGAAAGAAGCAAAAGAAGAGACAGGAAAAUGCCCCGGGAAAUAAUGAAAUUAAUCACUGUAGUAAGAAGGAUCCUUCUUUAGUUAAGAUCACUUCACUUGUAAUGGAGGGUUCAGUUGAUACUGGCAGACAGAAUGAUUCAGAAAUGGGUCAUCCUGAGUUAGGCCGUCCACCAGGAAGGGUAAAAAUAAAGAAGCGGAAGAAGAAGAGUUGCAGUGCCCUUAAGAAUGAUGAUAAAGAAAAUGUUUCACAGGAAGAAAAUUCUACAAGGAAGGAUGCUUCGCUAGUAGAUUCAUGCUCACAUAAACAAGUCCUGGAAUGUUCUGAGCCUCAAAUAUCAGAACUUAACACAAGUUCGAGUUUGUGCACAGAAAAGAAUGAAGGAGAGCCUUGGAGUAACCGACAUGAUUCCUCAAAGAAUAAUGAAGCAAACUGUGAUAGCGAGAAUGAUGGGAAGCCUGUUCUUGAAGUUGCAGGUUUUGAGUCAACAAAUAUAAAGGAAAAUUGUCUUAUCUCUCAUGAAGUUGGUUUACCGAAGCAUUUAACUUCUGUUCAACAAGAUUUUGAUACCGAGGUUGAUCAAAUUUUGCCUGAUACACAAAAUGUCGAAACCAACCAGAGGAAGAAGAAAACAAUCAUAACAAGUCAUAAUGAAAGGGGAAUGCCCUCUUUCUCUGUUAAUGAUUUAAAAACUACUGAGGAGCAGGCUUUGGCACAGACCUCGCAGGACCAUUCAUACAGGGAACAUGCAGCUGUCGUUUCGGAGAUUAAGUUAGAUGUAAUACUGGAAGGUAGUCAUGUUACAUCAGCAAAAGUUUCAGAACAUAUUCUGCAGAAGAAAUGCACUGCAAAUGGUUCAAAUAGUGAAGUCACAUCCAAGGAGGUUGCGGACAGAAUGGAAAUGAAUCCAGAAGAGGCUAUUGGUGGAGACAGAAUCGUGGAAGAUUUAUCAGUGUUAAAGAUCUAUGAGGAGUGCAUUGAAGAGAGAAAUAAUCGUACUGUAGCUGAGGUAUCGAUUCCAGUUCAAAAUAAACAUGAGAAGGAUGACAGCUGCAAUAAGUGUCUAAUUAAUUGCAAGAGAAGUUGUGAUGAUUUGGCUGGCCAUGACUUUUCUUGCACUCCCAGGCAAAAGAAUGCAGAGAAAGAAACAAAGAUAGAAGAGGGUAUUCCUUCUUUAUCCAGUUUGAAUAUAACAAAAGAUAGUGGUGACCUAAAUGAUGCUGAUAAACAAGACAAUUUCUCCCAAAUUUUGCAUUCUUUGUCAGAAAGACCUUGUGCUAGUCAUUCUAAGAGGAAGCUUCUUGUGCUUGACUUGAAUGGACUACUUGCAGAUAUUGUUCCAUAUGUUCCUUAUGGAUAUAGGCCAUAUGCUAGAGUAUCAGGAAAAUCAGUUUUUAAGAGGCCUUCCUGUGAAGAUUUUUUGGCGUUUUGCUUUAAGAGAUUUGAUGUUGGAAUCUGGUCAUCAAGAUUGAAGAAAAAUGUUGACAGUUUGGUUCAUAUUCUUUUCAGAGAUACACAACACAAAUUGCUGUUCUGUUGGGAUGCAUCUCACUGUACUAGAACAGGAUUGCAGACUAUUGACAAUAAAGAUAAACCUCUUGUUUUGAAGGAACUGAAAGUUUUGUGGGAAUAUCUUGGACAUCAUCCUUCUUUGGUAAAUCAAGAAUAUAAUGAGUCAAACACCUUGUUGGUGGAUGAUUCCCCUUACAAGGCUUUGCGCAAUCCAGCACACACAGGAUUAUUUCCCUAUUCCUACCAGUAUAAGGAUGUUCGGGAUUCUUCAUUAGGACCUGAAGGCGAUCUUAGGUUAUAUCUAGAAAGGCUAGCUGUUGCUGAGAAUGUUCAGAAGUUCGUUGAGCAAAAUCCAUUUGGUCAACGAGCUAUUACAGAAUCAGACCCAUCAUGGGAUUUUUACUCAAGGAUUUUAAGCACGAGUUGAUGUCAUUACUGCUGAUCUCACAAUAUCACGUUCUAUAUCUUUAACCAAAUUUAUUAUUUUUCCUGAAUGAUGUUUUAUAAAUUGCUUCUAGAGAUUGCUCAGGUGUGGGAAUGCAAGACUGGUUAGAUAAUUCUUUUCCCCAUGCAGCCUGAUCACCUCACUGGUCGUGAGCCAUACAACGCCAAUAAUUUGUCCUGUGGUUAGUCUAUACUCCAACACGAACAUUUUCUUUUCGACCGAGUAUUUUGAAUUGUCAUUGUAACAUUUACUGAUUCAAGUACAUGUAUAUAUAAUACCCUCUUUCCAGUUUUGGUAGGGCUUUACACUUCCAGACUUUUCUUUGUGGGGGAUAAAGGAGGCUUAAAAGAUUUUUGUUCUCCUUUUUGACCAAGACAGGAGUUAUAUAAUGAGAUGAAGUUAAUGAGGAAGUGUUACAUGAUAUUCAACUA